AUGAUCGGAGCUACGAGUACAAGGCGUUGGCUGUGGCUGUGGCCGCUGCUAGUCUGUCUGGCGGCACAGGGAAUAUCGGCUCGACAAGGACACGGAUGGAAACGUUACGUAAGCAGCCUGAACAAUUCAGCAGAAGAGGAAGAUGGCAUUGGGGACGUGGUGGCGCCCAGGAAUCUGUCACCGUGGCAAGUGUCCAUACAGAAUGCAAAGCGGAGGCACAAGUGCAGUGGCGCCAUACUGGCGAAGGACUGGGUCGUAACGACGGCCAACUGCAUGCGGGGCUUUAAAGUAAAAGGCUCUCGCAUGGUCGUCGGCACCCAGAUACUGGGCACAUCGAAUAAACACAGCUACAAAAUCGAAUACGUGAUCGCCCAUCCGCACUUUGACAAGCCCAAGAAGGCGAAUGACAUAGCACUGAUCUACACGCACACGAGCAUUAAGUUCAGCUGGAAGAUCAAGGCCAUUCCGGUGCUGGGCGCUCCGCUGCCCAGGGAUACCCUCGUGCUGCACACGGGCUGGUCGUGGCGCAAGGGCGUGGAUGCGAACAAGAUGCGCACCGUCUAUCACCGGGUCAUACCGUACAAGAUCUGUUUGAGUUACUUCAACCAGCGGGUCCGCAAUCCCAUUGCACCCGGCCACUUGUGCUUGAACCUGCCCAAGGACAGUGAUUAUUGCCUCAGGGAAUCGGGCGGCCUGCUGGUGCACAAAAACAAGCUGGCGGGGCUCAGCAGCUUCGGUGCGACCUGUGCCAAUGGCGAUCCUUUUGUGGGCACCAGAAUCUCCUUCUACUUUGACUUUAUACGCACCACAAUGGAGGGCUGCAGCCGAUGCACACCGGAGUACAGCUUCGAGGCUCGCUUCUUUGACUUGUAG
Molecule: messenger RNA, 873 nt
Organism: Drosophila obscura
Lineage: Eukaryota; Metazoa; Arthropoda; Insecta; Diptera; Drosophilidae
Product: chymotrypsin-2-like
Exons: 1
Coding region: 1-873 (290 amino acids)
Biological process (GO): proteolysis
Molecular function (GO): serine-type endopeptidase activity
Source: RefSeq, a predicted model, not a curated record